AAAAAAAGGUGUACGUAAGUGAUACAGUGGACUCAGCAAUAAUAUAUAAUAAUAAAUAAGAUAAAAUUAGCGGACUUUUUAUUUAUUAAAAGAUACAAAACAAAACAAUGAGAAACACGGCACAACAGAACAAACCGCCCCCUCCAUCUUCCAGCUCCUACCGAAAACAUAAUGGUAAUGGAGAGGCACAUUCAAAUCUUCCUAAACAGGCUCUCCUUUGUCUCAAUCACCAUAGCCACCUUGACCCUUCUCCUCCUCUUCCUCCAAACCCCACAAACCUGUGUCCCUCCAAACUCACCUCCCAAACCCCACCUCAAAUUCCCAAAGUCCUCCUGUGAUUCCUCCCCACGCGAGCUUCUACCCAUUGACAAGAAAAACCGGCGCCUCUGGUCCUCCAACUCCUGGCAAUCCAAAGUCUCCUCCUUUUCCCACUUCUUCACCUCAAUCCGCCAUCUGGGUUUUCUUCACAACCACUCCAAAGUCCUCUGUGUCUCCGCUGGGGCUGGCCAUGAGGUCAUGGCACUAUCAAAGCUUGGAACUUUGGACGUUACUGGGGUUGAAUUGGUCGACUCGCCGCCUUUAGUGAGCCGCGCUGAUCCGCAUAACUUGCCCUUCUUUGACAAUAUCUUUGAUUUGGUGUAUACUGGGCAUUUGGAGGAGGCUUUGUUUCCGGCCAGAUUUGUGUCUGAGAUGGAGAGAACGGCGAGGGGUAAUGGGGUCUGUGUUGUCGUUGUGGAGGAGUGUGGGGAUGACGAUGUGAGACAGAUUGUGGGUUUGUUUCAGAAUUCCAGUCUUGUUAGCGUGGCCAAUGUUAGUUUGGUUGGAUUGAGAAUGACAAGGAUUAUAAUGAGAACUAGGAUGUCUUAAUUGAUUUAAUUCUUUGUUUCAUUCAAAUGUUUAUUUGAUUUGUUAAUGUUGCUGUUGGAUAUAUAUGGGUUGUGUGUGAUGAUGUGGGGUUGCUGAAUUACUCAUUAUCUUAGCAUUAAAGUCCAAUUGAAUUUUAGUGGCUUAAGAAAAUGAGAGGAGAUCUAAUGAGAAGGUGAAUCUUAUGGAAGCUAAAUGAAUCUGACUGCAUAUAGAAAUGCUGUGAGAACUAUGAGAUUCAAUGAAUGAAAAUCCUUUGUUUACAUUUUACUUCUACUCUUAUCAUUGUGCUUCAUAAUUCAGGCCUGCAUCUCUAAUGUAUUGGAUGUGUUUCUUUGGCUACUA
Molecule: messenger RNA, 1209 nt
Organism: Quercus lobata
Lineage: Eukaryota; Viridiplantae; Streptophyta; Magnoliopsida; Fagales; Fagaceae
Product: S-adenosyl-L-methionine-dependent methyltransferases superfamily protein
Exons: 1
Coding region: 172-867 (231 amino acids)
Molecular function (GO): S-adenosylmethionine-dependent methyltransferase activity
Source: RefSeq, a predicted model, not a curated record